AUGGAGGAGACGAAGAAUCAACAAAUGACGAAGAAAGUGCGGUUUGACUUAAAAGACGAAAUUUUUCUCAUUCCAAGCAAGUGGGAUCGUCUUAGCAAAUGCAAAACUGCCCGCACUAAAGUCAUCGAUGAGAUAACGCCAAAUCAGAGGUCUCGCACUGUUGUUGAGCGACGAAGUAAGAAGAAACAGAACGGGUAUAGGAAAAUACCAAACUUUGAUUCAAUGGCCAAAGGAAAGAUUGUUUUGGCCUCGGAAACAAAUUGUACUGUUUCGGACAAUUCUCUGAGAAAUACUUCUCCGAGCAAAAGUGGAAGCAGUUUGAAGAAAACUCAUUCGCGUCAGAAACUCGAAGGAUACGGCAAUGCGCCCUAUAGUGGAACUUCUACGUCUCCUGUUGAAGCCAAAUUAAAAUUUUAUCAUCGGCCUCCGACCGAACUACCGAGACUUGAUCUCGGCGUUUUGCCGAAGAUUCCUUACACGCCUGACCUCAAAAAAGCGAUCGAGAAAGCGCUUCAAAGGUCCCGUAGUAAAUCUGCAACCGACAGUGAACUAAACAGUGGAGCCUCCGUCAUACAGGAAAAGAAACACGAUCUUCUAAAAAUUAUUCCCACUGAAAAAGCUGAAAAAGUUUUGCAAAGACGACUUUCAGACAGUUCGGUCAUCAUUGGGGAUGAAAAACCGACUGAAGAUAAGCCAAGUUGUGAUGAAGGUAUCUCUAAAUUUAGCGAGUUAUCCUCGAUCAACCUGGACGGUUGGAGCCCUUUUAAUGCCUGGACGGCAAAAGACAGUACCGUUCGAUCAAAUCGAACGCCUCCUAUAAGACGAGGACGAUCUAUGUCUUCACUGAUUCCUAACAGCAUUCUUUAUUAGUAUGGCGCAAAGUUUUGGAAAACUUUUCUCGGAAUAGCAUUCGUGUCCCUAACGUGUUUAUAUGAUAAAGACACAGAAAAGCCUUUGUCUGUAUUCAUGUUCAUUGUUCAGGACAAGCCAAGGCCUUGCUUCUUCACGACAUUAAAUAGCUCACAGCGUUUCGUCAAAAAAGAUACUUUCAAAAAGUGGUAGUAGGUAUAUAUUUACACUAUAGUUAUAGUCAUAGAAAGAGCAGAGUCAUUAUUAUUUAUUUGUUUCUUUUUAGGAGGAUAGCCUAAAACACCACGCACCCAUUCUGAUAUAGUAUGACGUCUGACGUCAAGUAUGACGCAUAUCAAUAGGUAAAUGCUCGGAAUGAUGGAUGGUUUCUGUGAAUUAAAAUCACAGUUGUCCAAUUAUAUAGGCUUAUCCAAAUUAUAUUCGGUAUUUUUUGGAGUAAUUUUUGUGAUUCUGAGCAUUACUUGGUAAAAGAUCAACUUAUUAUAACUUUGCCUGCCCAAAGUUUAGCAACUAUAGGCCAUUUUUUGAACCAAGAACUAGUGCAAGUAACGAACGAUACUUCGAAUCGAACUUUCAGAUUUUGGCAGGAAUAUUUUCAGCAAAUUUUAUGUAUUUUUAGGAGAAACUUUAAUUUGCGCACAUCAAAAGUUGUUAGUCCUACCCAUAACGGAAUCUAUGCAUCGAUUACUUCAUCUAAAACCUCAGUGUUUUUUUUAUAAGGCAUCCACUUUAUUAGGCAACCAAACUACAGAGAAUAGACAUAUUUAGAUUUAUUUAUUAUUGUUUAAAAUUUAAGCGCUUAAUACAGUAGUUUUUUGCUGCUGAUACGGUUGUUACCGCGAAGCGGUAUGGAAGAAGUUGUCAGUAAAUAUAGCCUGUUCCAGGCUCUUAAAUAGUAGAGCUGUUGCGAAAACGUUCCCUCGCAAACAUCAGCCCGGACGCCUUUCACUAGUAAUCAUGAGCGUUGCACAUAUUAUCUUGGAGCCUGGAACAUACCAAUUAAAAAGUUAAAAUGACGUUCUGUUUUUGAAAAAAAAAAAAAAUACAAAUUGAUUAUCGAAAAUAUAUGACCUAUGAUUUAGACCCGUGAAAAAAUAUAAAACAUAAAUUAUUAUUUUAUGCUCUUUCACUGAUCCUGCAUUUGAUUGUGUGUAAAAAUGUUCAUUUAAAGUAUGUUUUGAAACUGAGUCAUUUCAAGCAUUAAUGAUCUACAAUCUACGGGUGUAAGAGAUAGUGAGAUAAAAUGAGAAACGUGAAACUGAUAGUAAAAAUUUUUAAAUUCACAGUGAGUGGUGUGGUGCCCAUUAUUAUCCUUAAAAGAGAUAUAGUCCGCGCAAAUCUUACAUGAGUCGACGCUGGUGACCAGCGGAGCCCGCGGUGCGGUCAGUGACUGGUUGCUAUGACAAAGUUGACUCACUCACUGAACAAAAAGACUCUAGUAGCACUAGAAGAUUCUGUGACGUAGAUAAAUGUUCUUGGCGCAAUUCUGUAAUCAUAAUGUAAUGUUGUGUACUACCAUCGUGUUGCGUGUGUAUGCUUCUAAAGAGAUACAUCUUCUGUUCCGGCCAAUCAGUCGCUCUUUCACUAUACUCAGUCUGGCCUCUUCUGUUUAUCUGUUAUCUCCAAUAAGGCCAUUUUCUUGUAGGCCCCCAGUCUGAGGAGAAAAUGCCCUCAUCUGUCACGAUUAACCUCUAUAACGCGACACCUUUGUAAUGCUUACACCAGAAAAGGCGUUUAACCUCUUUUUAGGCGCGCGCGAAGGCGAGCGCUGAUGUAGGCUGUAAUCCUUGUCCUUUUGGUGUCCAUAAUGGUAGAAUCAAUAUAUGUGGCCGGCGAGCACUGUAUUUUAGCAGGAAGGAGAUAACAAUAGCCUGUUCAAAGGUCCACUUUGACUGUGUACUAACCCAGUUCCCCACCUCCCCCUCGUUGUAAAAUGGCCGGCGAGCACUGUAGUGUAGCAGGAAAGAGAUAUCAAAGAGAUCCCUUAACUGUGUACUACCCCCCCCCCCCCCCACGUUAUAAAAAGUUAACUAAGCAUUGAUAUGGUACUCGAGUAGAUGACGCCGUUCAAGUGUAAAGUGUGGUUUGCGCGUGCCUAAUAACGAUGCCGGGGGGAGAAAGAAGUGCGCUAGCAGCGCGGAAAAGUAUUGAAUGGUUUAAUGGUGACUUAUAAGUCGGCAAUAUGAAAUAUUCUUUAAUUUACUCGAUGUUAAGUAAAGAGAUUCAGUGACAUCUCACGUCUGGCUGUUAAGCUGUCGCUAUAACCUAGUGUGUUGGUUUCAUUUCUCCUCGUGCCGUAAGGUUUCCUAUGGUUUAAAUUAAAUUUGAGCGAAGGAAAAAGAAUGCAUAUUUUGAACCUUUUUGCUUGUAAAAGGUUAAGACUUGUUAAGAAGAAAAUUUAAGGCGAUAACUGUUUUUUGCUUUAAACUACAAAUGAUCUUCACUGGAUUUGCGCUUUUAUAAGUAGGUAAAAAUAACUUGUACGCAGCGGCGUUAUUAAGGCUUUUACGAUUACAGAAGUAAGAGUAUUUCGUUAAUAUUUCUUAAAGUUUUCAGCUGUUGACUGAACAUGACGCUCGGAAUUAAGAUUUGGCUUGUGAUUGUUCAGCGAGCUUAGUAAAUCUUAAAGGAACCCAGUGUUUAUUUUGACAAGUUUGUUUUAGUACGCGAUAAUUACAAACUACCAAAAGAAAGCUUUGUUUUUCAAAAAAGGGCCACAAUUAAUAACGAAGAAUUUAGUUGAGGUUAAUUGACUUCAAAUGAGCCCCAGAAGAGUUGACGCGAUUUUUAAGCCAUGAAUUUCGAAGUGAAGUUCAGAUAAUUUUGAGACGAUGGUUUCUGCAGUGACAGUAACUUGGAGAAGUCAAGAUGGUGAUGUAGUCAAGCAAUGACUCAAAAGUGUUUCUGGGUAUUGGCGUGGCGCAAAGGAAAGCCUAUUUAUUUCUAACGUUCUUUUGUUUGGGAGCCUUUUUAAUUAAAACUUGGGAAAAAAGAUGUGCUCAAAGCGUAUUUUGUUGAGUGCAAAAUUUCGCUAUAAUUUAACCUUUCCAAUAUUAGCGGCAACCGUAUUGACCGGUCGAGAAAUAAGUUAAGUAUUGCCCUCUGCAUAGCGAGUUAUUCAGUAACGAUUAGCGCGUUGUGUAACAGAUGAGAGACAAAACCACUUGACGCUUCACCUGCUUUGGUGGGAAGUACUUGCGCAAGUAGCACAUUAACAGUAAAUUCAUGGCAAUUAUACGAAAAGAUAUCGGGAUGUCACGUCUACCUACUGUAUAUACUUGUCGUCAUAACUCUCGAGUGCCUUAACUCCAAAGACGCAAAGUUCUGGCGGCGAAAAAUGGAAGUGUAAAGACAAGAGUUACGUCUAGACUUUACAAGAAGAACGUGCUUUUGAACGAGAGAUUUGUAUCUUCAGAAGAGGUAUAUAAAAUCUUUUACUCUUCUAGAUCAAUUCAUAUUAGCCCGCUGCUUUAAGACGUAGAAAAGGAUCAUUUGACUGAAACAGUGAAAGCUGACGCGACUGGCUUCUGAACCAGAAAGUGUCAGUACUUUAACAGGAUAAAACCAUCUUUAGUCUAUAUAAUCAUCUUAAUUCCAUUCCUUCUUUAAAAAUAUUUGUCCAGUGCAACCGGCAUUUUGAAGAACAGUAUAGAGCAAAUCUACUUACUACCUUUUUCGGAUUUGUCCAGGACGCGACACAUGAACAAGAUCAACCGGUGUAAAAGACUGGUCAAAUUUUAACUGUGUACAUUGUCAAGGUUUGCUGGCUGAAAGCAGUUUAAAGGUGAAAACUCCAGCAAAUUAAAUUAAUUGAUGCCGGACAAAACUUGGUUGAAGAAACUGCCGUAAGGAGGGCUUAAAUUUCGUCAAGUUAUGGGAGAAAUCAAGGAAGAUUGUGAUGAAAUUUUGACAGACAGCAAUCAGUCUUCUUUGAGAACAGUCUUAGUAACCUUCCGCAUUGAAAAACCCUCGGCUAAACAUAUAAAACGAGUUCGCUUUAACAGCUUGGUCGAGGUGAAAUUUAUUCCCCGGCGCCGUAAGAGGGAAAAAAGGAAACUGUACGAGAUUGAUUUAAAAGAAGGGGAAAAAACAAGUAACGAGGAUAUCGUCAUUAAGGGUACUAAUACGUCAGAAAAAUCUGAACAUGAAGAAAACGAUGCGGGUGUUAAGGAUGCAGUGAGCGUUUCUGGGCAUAAUGUCACCAUGACAGCAAAUGAGGCAGCUUCCUUCAAUAGCCAAAAAGCAGCGGAUCUAGGAAUCGACGAAAAAUGUCAAGAAAAUAAAGACAACAUUGACGACACAUCAAACAAGUCGUCUGAAUCAUUUUUGGAGAGUGGUUCAGUCACGACUAGAAACAAUCAAAACGAGGGCGUGGAUGAGUGUAGCAGUACAGAAACCACGGCGCUCCCUGGAGAGCUAACCAAAUCGAAAGUCGCGGCUCGCAAGAGCUACAAUGCAAGUACGAUUAUGCUUGGGGCAGAUUACGUAGGCAAUGCUCUUCGCUUGAAUCCAACAACAUUCCCCGUGUCACCAGCAAUCCAGUUUAGUGAAUUUCCUGUUAGAAAUUCUAAGAAUCAAAACUUCCACGAGCUCGCCCCCAAAGCAGUUUGGCGUCUGGAAAAACAAGCCGCAAAAUUUUGCAAGGAAGCUGAGGCGCUUAUCACUCAAGUAACAGAAAAAACCGCGCGCAUUCAGUCGAAACUAAAAGAACAACCAGACACAGUUGUUUUCGGAAGGGAUUACAAACGGACCUUUUUAAAUGAAUUCACUAGAAAGUCAAAUGCUACAUCGCAUGGAAAAACUCUUGCCCAAAAUGCACUUUACAGUGGUAAGCAUAACAAGGGUUCAGAUCCAAGUAGUAAAAGAGUCACGAGGUUUCCAUAUAUCAAGAACAAGAAACAACCGAACGUCGCGAACUUGCCCAGGGCUUCGUCCGAACUUUCCCUACCUCAGCUCCAGAUGCAUGAUGGG
This is a messenger RNA of Porites lobata, 5841 nucleotides long. NCBI's taxonomy places the organism in Eukaryota, Metazoa, Cnidaria, Anthozoa, Scleractinia, Poritidae. The record is from the annotation of a GenBank genome assembly.